Molecule: messenger RNA, 655 nt
Organism: Porites lobata
Lineage: Eukaryota; Metazoa; Cnidaria; Anthozoa; Scleractinia; Poritidae
Source: the annotation of a GenBank genome assembly
AUGCUGAAAGUGAAGGCGGAGCUUGGCCCGGCAGUUUGCCGCAACAUGUUGUUUCUGCAUGCCAUUCCGGGUUGUGAUACGACGUAUCGCCCUUACAGUAUUGCAAAACCCGCGUCCCUUAAAAAAUACUGUGAAUCUGUCUACUUCCAAGAUCAAGCGAAGGUAUUCGAUAUCCCAGGAUCAACUCACGCCGAGGUUGCGACAGCGGGAGAGAAUGCUCUAGUGGUGCUGUAUGGAGGAAAACAAGGAGAGAGCCUCGAUAGCCUCCCCUACCGCCGGUACUACGAAAAAGUGGCAACCAGAGGUCAACAGAUACAACCCCAGAACCUUCCCCUAGCAUCCGCAGCAGCCAGAUACCACAGCCUUUCUACAGGUCAAACAGUGGCAGUUUCUUGGUAAGGGGAUGCAGUUUGAAGACAGGGGCUGGAAGCUUAGCGGUAACCAGGUGAUUCACGUGACCACUGAUCUACCGGCUGCUCCAGAGUCCUUGCUCAAGAUGGUCCGCUGCAACUGUGCAACUGACUGUGCCUCUGCAAGGUGCAACUUCCUUAAGCUUGGACUAGACUGUUCUCCCGCGUGUGGACAGUGCCGUGGAACCGCAUGCACAAAUAUCAGUGCCGUUCUUGGUGACAGUGACGAUGAAGAGGAUGAGUAG